AUGGGCAUGAGCACAGCACCUAUGUAUGGGCAAUACCUCCCUAUAUUCUUUGCAAGAGACCAUUCCCUCACAGUCGAUGCUCCUUCUUGCUACAAAGGCACCCUUGAAACUUGGAAGAUUUAUUCUAGGACACGAGUGAACAAAGGAGAGGUUAAACCGCUUACUAGCGGCGAAAGAGCUUCUAUAUCGAAGUUCCACAUCUUUGUGACAAAGACGAUGCUAGUCUUUUCGACGAAUUACCUGUUGGAGGAAUACUAUAGGGACUUUUCUCUCGAGAGAUGGGGCAUAUCCGCUCUUAGCAGCAUUCCUCCUCAGAUGGACAGAGCAGAGCCUUAUUAG
This is a messenger RNA of Vicia faba (fava bean), 339 nucleotides long. NCBI's taxonomy places the organism in Eukaryota, Viridiplantae, Streptophyta, Magnoliopsida, Fabales, Fabaceae. The record is from the annotation of a GenBank genome assembly.